Messenger RNA from Melopsittacus undulatus (budgerigar), 1541 nucleotides. It is a transcript of the gene ACY1, whose product is annotated as aminoacylase 1. The transcript is spliced from 15 exons. The record is from RefSeq and is a predicted model, not a curated record. Gene Ontology annotation, cellular component: cytoplasm. Bases 104 to 1345 code for a protein of 413 amino acids. Lineage: Eukaryota; Metazoa; Chordata; Aves; Psittaciformes; Psittaculidae. Gene Ontology annotation, molecular function: aminoacylase activity. Gene Ontology annotation, biological process: amino acid metabolic process.
AGCGGGACGGAGCGGGGUCAGCCGGGCCCGGCCGGGCAGCACCGGCGGCGGCGGCAGCAGCGCGGAGCUCUUUCCCCAGAGCUUUGCAGCCUUUGUCCCUGCCAUGGCACCGAGAAAGCCUGGGAAGAGCACGGGGGGCUCAGAGGACCCCUCGGUUACACUCUUCCGGGAGUACCUGAGGAUUAACACUGUGCACCCCAAACCCGACUAUGAUGCUGCUAUCCAGUUUCUGGAGCACAUCGGCACUGACUUGGGCUUGACCUGCCAGAAAGUGGAGGUGUGCCAGGGCCGUGUGGUGCUGGUCCUGACCUGGCAGGGCACGAACCCCAACCUGCGCUCCAUCCUCCUCAACUCACACACCGACGUUGUGCCUGUCUUUGAGGAGCACUGGACCUACCCACCCUUUGAGGCUGUUAAGGAUUCUCAAGGCAACAUCUAUGCCCGCGGUGCCCAGGACAUGAAGUGUGUCUCCAUACAGUACCUUGAGGCCAUCCGGAGGUUGAAGGCAGAGGGAAAGUGUUUUGCCCGCACCAUCCACCUCACCUUUGUGCCUGAUGAGGAGGUGGGUGGACACAAGGGCAUGGAGAUGUUCGUGCAGCGCCCAGAGUUCAAGGCACUCAACGUGGGCUUCGCCCUGGAUGAGGGCCUGGCCAGCCCCUCUGACACCUUCAGUGUCUUCUAUGGUGAGAAGAGCCCAUGGUGGAUAAAGGUGAAGUGCAUGGGCAGCCCUGGGCAUGGAUCCCGCUUCAUCAGCAGCACAGCAGCUGAGAAGUUGCACAAAGUCAUCAGCUCCUUCCUGGCCUUCAGGGAGAGUGAGAAGCAGAGGCUCAAGUCUGACUCAAGCCUGACCCUAGGGGACGUCACCUCACUCAACCUGACCAUGCUGGAGGGGGGUGUCUCCUUCAAUGUGGUGCCCUCUGAGAUGGCGGCUGGCUUUGACAUCCGCAUCCCACCCACCAUGGACCUGAAGGCCUUUGAGGAGAAGAUAGCUGCGUGGUGCCGGGAUGCUGGGGAUGGUGUCACCUAUGAGUUUCUCCAGAAAUGCAUGGACCAACACAUCACCUCCACUGAGGAAUCAAACCCGUGGUGGAAAGCCUUCAGCGGGGUCUGCAGGGACCUGAAGCUGCAGCUCAAGCUCGAGAUCUUCCCAGCUGCCACCGACAGCCGCUACAUCCGAGCAGCAGGACACCCCGCUAUCGGCUUCUCGCCCAUGAAUCGCACCCCAGUGCUGCUCCAUGACCACAACGAGUUCCUCAACGAGCAGGUCUUCCUGCGGGGCAUUGAGAUCUAUGCCUGCCUCCUGCCUGCCCUGGCAUCGGUGCCCCCGCUGCCCUCUGAGGGCUGAGCACCCUGGCAAGUGGUGGCAUGGGGGGUGCCAGCAGUGGGACACAAGGCUUUAAGAGGGGGCAGGACAUGGGCACAGCAGAUGCCUGCCAGCAUGGCAUCAUGCCGCAUGGCUGUGCUCAGUGCUGGCCCAGUGCUGAUGCCUGUGCUGAGCAUCCUGGCUGUGUCCUCGAAAUCCAGGUCCCAGCCACCCUCCU